AUGGAAAAGAACGUCAAUGACAAUUCUAGCAGUGUUCCUCAUAAAGAGGAGAACAUCAACACUGGCGAAACUACUCAGUUGCCGGUUCCGGAAUCUGAAGACAAACCCGACACUAAAUCCGAUGCCAAACCCGAAGCCGAAGCCGAAGCCGAAUCCGAUGCGAAACCCGCCACCGAACCCGAUGAUGCCAAACCCGACGUGGAACCCGACGGCGAAACUGAAAAGGCCACAGAUUCGGAAGGAGUUACUGAAAAGGAAGAAUCCAAAGAAGAGGAGGAAAAAGAAAAGAAAGAAGAAACUGUCGAGGCUGAACCGGAAUCUCCGGUUCCGAGUCUCGAGAAGGUUUUAGAUGAGAUUGACCAAUUUCUCGUGACAUUACAACAAAAAGUCCAUGCCAAAGAAUCAACACCAUUGGAAAUCCCUGAUUUCAUCCCCGUUUUCUUGCAUCUGGUGGAACAGAAGAUAGUGAAGUACGACACGGGUGAAAUGAAAUGGGGAGAAACAAUUGAAGACGAUUCCUCACUUUUGGGAUGCGCGAAUCGCAUUUCAAGGCUGAUGAACCAUUUCAUAGAGUACUCGCGAUCUCAUGCAGAGAAAGAACAAGAGGACGAGGAGAAGGUGACGGUCCGAAUAGACUUCAUGAUCAACGGCGUCAGCGUGAUUCAGCAGCGUGUGAUGUCGUUUUUGGAGGACGAGUUCCGUACACUGAUGUUAGAAUCUAGAAACCCAAAUAAACCAGACUCAAAGGGAAAACAACAGGUGGCAGACUCCUUAGAGUCGGAGCCACUCGAAGAAAGUAUUCCCGAAUUCCCAGGUUUCGCGGAGGAAGCCAUUGCGAAUCUGAACAGAAUCGCCAAGGAAAUGGUAGCCAGCGGUUACGAGAACGAGUGUUGCCAAGUCUACGCACUUUCGCGGAGGCAUGCGUUUGAGGACGGCAUGAACAAAAUUCUUGGGUACGAGAAGCUCAGCAUAGACGAGAUUCAGAGAAUGCAGUGGGAGACACUGGAGCGCGAAAUCCCCACAUGGAUCAACACCUGGAAGGAGUGCACCUCUGUAUGGUUCCCGGGAGAGCGAAAGCUAGUGGAAAUGGUGUUCGGAAAGGAAGCUGACACCGUGGUGAGCCUCAUGGGCAACAUUUCCCGCUCAAUUGUCAUUCAGCUGCUUAAUUUCGGGGAGAGCGUUGCCAUGACAAAGCGCGCCGGCGAAAAACUCUUCAAACUCUUGGACAUGUACGAGACUCUACGAGACGCCAUUCCAAUAAUGGAGACCUUGUUCCCGGAUGACAUAAUGGGGGAAAUCAAGACCGAAACGACAUCCGCAAAAUGUCGUCUCGGCGAGGCAGCAGUGUUAAUAUUCUGCGACCUGGAGAAUUCGAUUAAAUCGGAGACUGGAAGAACUCCGGUGGCGGGAGGCGCGGUUCAUCCUCUGACACGUUAUAUCAUGAACUACUUAAGGUUAGCGUGUGAGUAUAAAGAUACAUUGGAGGAAGUGUUCAAAGAGCAUUCGAAAAUCGAGCGUGCGGAUUCAACUAGCAGGCCUCGCUACGAAACCGAGGAGAGCAAAUCGAAGAACGAUAACAAACACAAAGAGGAUGAGUCGCCGUUUGCAGCACAAUUAAUGCGGGUGAUGGAACUUCUGGACUCGAAUCUGGAGGGGAAGGCGAAGCUGUACAAGGAGGUUGCGUUGAGCUGCAUUUUCAUGAUGAACAAUGGAAGGUACAUAGUGCAGAAGAUAAAAGGUUCUGCGGAGAUCUACCAAGUGAUGGGAGAAACGUGGUGUCGUAAGAGAUCGACGGAGCUGAGGACUUACCACAAGAACUACCAGGUGGAGACGUGGAGCAAGAUUCUGAGCUACCUGAGCCCUAAAGGAUUAAGCGAUCACGGGAAGGUGCAGAAGCCGGUGCUGAAGGAGCGCUUCAAGGCGUUCAACGCAGCAUUUGAGGAGAUUCACAAGACGCAGAGCAUGUGGGUGGUGAGCGAUGAACAGCUUCAAUCGGAACUUAGGGUUUCCAUCUCUGCACUUGUUAUUCCUGCGUACAGAUCCUUCUUGGGGAGGUUUUCGCAGUAUUUGGACCCGGGCAGACAAACCGAGAAGUAUGUAAAGUACCAAGCUGAGGAUAUAGAGACUUACAUUGACGAUUUGUUCGACGGGAACGCGCACGGGCGUCGCUAG
Messenger RNA from Vigna angularis (adzuki bean), 2172 nucleotides. RefSeq names its product exocyst complex component EXO70B1. The transcript has a single exon. The record is from RefSeq and is a predicted model, not a curated record. NCBI's taxonomy places the organism in Eukaryota, Viridiplantae, Streptophyta, Magnoliopsida, Fabales, Fabaceae. Gene Ontology annotation, molecular function: phosphatidylinositol-4,5-bisphosphate binding. The coding region runs from base 1 to 2172 and encodes 723 amino acids. Gene Ontology annotation, cellular component: exocyst. Gene Ontology annotation, biological process: exocytosis.